Molecule: messenger RNA, 5896 nt
Organism: Diabrotica balteata
Lineage: Eukaryota; Metazoa; Arthropoda; Insecta; Coleoptera; Chrysomelidae
Source: the annotation of a GenBank genome assembly
ACUAAUAAAACAGAAGUGCGAUGAGCGAUAAUAAAUCCUGCAAAAAGGAAGUCAUGUUCGAUAUACCCUAGAUAGAGCAUUUUUAUAUCAUAAUAUAAUACAGUUCGAGAUAGUGUUGAGUAAAACCAUAAUAGGUUUAGUGUUGUGUUUAUCUUGAUCUUUAAUAAUUUAUGGUAAAGUAUUCCUGGGCUACCAUAGAAACAAUCAAAUUAGGAAAUGAAUUAAACCAUUACCAAAAUGUUACAAUUGCUAAUAAUGGCAUUGUUCCUUUUCGAUGCAAUUUCUUCUCAAGAUACUGAAUUUCUAGUAUGUGCUAAUUCAGCAAGAUCUAUUGCACUUAUACCUGAAUAUGAUGGUCCUAUUGAAUCCUAUCAGAAGUGCAAGACAACUGAUUAUUGUUAUACAUUUUGGUUAGAGGAUCCAAAUAAUGGCAGUAUUGUAGUUAUGGGGCAAGGAUGUUGGGAACUUCCUGGAACGCCAAAUGAAUGUGAACAUUCAGAAUGUAUAGCUAAUGCAAGGCCUUCAAAAGUAUUAAACAACACAAAGUUCUGUUGUUGUAAUAGAAGCAAAUGCAAUCUAAAUUUUAGUGAUGCCUAUGUGCCUGUAAAGGAGCCUCCGCCAGAAGAUCUGCCUGUUACACAUUCCAUUGAUUCACUCAUAUAUAUUACAGUUGGUGCAGUUCUUUCGUUUUUUAUUAUGUUUUUGACAACGAUGUCUUACUUUUGUUGGAAAAUGAAUCCGACAAAAUGUGAUAUUGAAAAUUGCCAACAACCUUUACCCCCUCCUGCAGAAUACAGCCUGGAUAAAUUAAAAAUGCUAAAUUUAAUAGGUCAAGGGCGAUAUGGAUCCGUCUGGCGUGGAACAGUUGAAGACCAGGAAGUAGCCGUAAAAGUGUUUCCAGCACAUCAUCGAAACUAUUGUCUGAAUGAACAGGAUAUGUAUAAAAUGGCAGGUGAAAAUGCUGGUCUUAUAAAAUGUUACGGUGGAGGAGAAUAUUCUUUCACGCCAGGAUCUAUCGAAUACGUUUUACUUUUGUCUUUGGAGCAGGAAAGUCUUCAAGAAUACCUAAAGACUCGUACUUUAGAUAUUAUAACUAUGGGAAAAAUGAGUUUAAGCAUAGCCAAAGGUCUUGCUCAUUUGCAUAGUGAUUUAGGUAAAUACUGCAUAGCCCAUAGAGACAUCAACAGUAGGAAUAUUUUGGUGAGAUCAGAUUUGUCGUGUUGCAUUUGUGACUUGGGAUUAGCAGUGAUCCCCAAAAGAACCGAAAAUAAGUCUAUAAGCGAGGCAGGAACUCUUAGAUACAUGGCGCCUGAAGUGUUAGAAGGAGCUGUAAAUCUUAGAGACUGUGAGAGUGCCCUUAAACAGAUUGACGUUUAUGCCCUCGGUUUAGUACUUUGGGAGCUAGGAACGCGUUGUACUGAUUUGCAGAAUACAGAGCCUUAUCCAUAUACUCCUCCAUUUGCUAAGGAGGCUGGAGAUAAUCCAACUUUAGAACAGAUGCAGGCAUUGGUUAGCCGGAAAAAAGUUAGACCACUAUGGCCAGUAUCUUGGAAAGACACUGCGUCUGCAAGAUUACUUUGUGAAACGGCUGAAGAUUGCUGGGAUCAGGAUGCUGAAGCUCGCCUGACCGCGUUAUGUAUAGCUGAACGCCUUGUAGAGGUUCCAACUUUAAAAGGUCGAAGUCUUCAUCCCUACCAUCCUCCUGCCAGUCCUACUCCACUUAUUAAUAACAACCAUCUGCAUGACCACCAGUUUGAUGCAUCUAUUAAUACAAUUGAAACCCUACUUUCGCCAUCCGAAGAAAAUUGUAAAAAUUCAAAUCAGUUUGCUGUAUGCGUAACUCCAUUACAGCCAUACCAGGGAAGAAAUCCAUGUUUGGAGAGAAAUUUAUUAUUAGGUUCAAGCGACAGUUUGCUCAUUGAUAAAUCAUCAAAACAUUGUAGCGGUUCAGAAUCUCAAAACCUAAUACCAAAUGAUUUUCUCAAUUUCCAAAUCAAUCAUAGAGCUACGCCUAUUCCGUACUUGCAAAAUGCAGUUUACGGUAUGCCUAAACAGCAAAAUCAUUCUUACGAAAUUCCCUCGAAAUCUAUAUUUAAAUGGAAUGGUUUUAAGAAUUUUUUAAACAGUAAAAGACAUUCAGGACAAGUAGGAUUUGGUAAAGAUACACAGGUAAAAUUGAACAGCAAAGUAGUUAAUGGAUUUGGUCAAAAUGGAGUGACUACAUCUUUGUUAUAUACAGAAGAUGAAACCGUUAGACCUUCAACUUUAAAGAUUAAACCAGUUGAAAACUCCAAUUCUUGCGGGGUAUCUCAGCUUCUAAAAAGAGAAAAUAAUCUUUCUAGGCAACGAUCUUUAGAUCAUUUCAAUGAGGUAUUUUCUUCAACCAGUGAUCUGUCAAGACUGAAAGACCCUUCUCAAAGGGUUAAAACCCCUGGUGAUGUACCACCUUCAGUGCGUCGUACUAGAGGUAAAGCUGCAACUGAAUCUGCAAGAUUUUCUUUAUAUGAUGACAGAAUGAUGGGGCAUACCCACUGGAGCAGCGCUCCUGAUCUGGACUCACAGAGGCAACAAGCAAAUACAGCACAAAUAAGAAAAGCACAGAAUAAAGAUAGUGUAAGUAGCUUUUAAAAACAAAUUUUGUAAUAUAGGUAGAUUUAUCAAAAUAACUUGUUAAUUUUGAUGUGCUAAGGUUGUGAAUACAAUUUAAUCUUUUGUUUUAAGUGAUAUUAUACUUUAUAGAAGGAAUUAUAUGUAUUUGUUUUUGCUCUAUAAACAUUUAACAGAAAAAACUUUAUGCCAGAAAUAAUCAUAUUUAAAACAUCUAGAAAUAAUAAUUAUUAUUAUCAUUCUGGCUUUACAACACUGCGUCGGUCCUAGCCUCCUCAUGAAUUUCUGUCUUAUGAAUGUAGGAUUUGUGGUUGCGUGCUUAUUUUCAUAAACUUCGUUUUGUUGGUAUUUAUUAUUAAACCCAUUUUUGUAGCUAAUUCUUAGUGCUACAUAUGCCUCAAGUACAGCGUUUUCCAUUCUUCCAACAAUAUUAAUAUCAUCAGCAUAGGCAAGGAUUUGCGCUGAUUUAUUAUAUAUUGAACCGGUGGUUGUGAUUUAUGAGAUACGAUUACUUUUUUCAAAGGCAUACUUGACAGUAUAGAGAAGAGAUGGUCUCCCUGACGCAGCCCGAUAUUUGUUUUAAAUGGUUCAAACGGUUCACCCUGGAUUCGUACUCCAUAUUCAGCUUUUUCAAUAGUUAGUUUUGUUAAAUUUACCAACUGAUUUGGUUUUCCUAGCUCUAUCAUUGCUUUGGACAUUUCUCUUCUAUUGACAGAGUCGUAAGCUGCUUUAUAGUCUAUAAAUAUGUUAUGAGUAGCUAUGCCAUAUUCCGCUGAUUUUUCUAAAAUUUGUCUCAGGGUUGCAAUCUGAUGAAUUGUCGAUUUACUACAUCUGAAACAAGCCUGGUAUUUUCUUACUAUUCGUACUGCAUAUGGUGCCAUACAGUGGCACACUGUGGAAAAUAUUUUAUACGCUGCAUUCGAAGCGUUAUUUCCUCUGUGGUUAAGACAUUCAAAGGUAUCUCCUUUUUUGUGUAUGGUGCAAAGUAUUUUAAUACUCGAAUCACUGGGGAGGGAUUUCUGUGUCCAUAUUUCUUUUAUGAGCUGCUGUAGUGCCAUUAUGGUAUCGUGGUUACCUUCUUUAUAUAGUAAGCUGAGGGAUUAUAUAUUCCGGGCGAUUUUUUUUCUGGCUCGUUUUUAACUACAUCUUUAACCUAAAGAAUAUUAGUGGUUUUAGUAUAAAAAUUGGUGGUCAAGUAUAAAAAUAUUUUCAAAUAUACAGGGCUACGUUUAGAAUUCUUCCAUCCAUAUCCCGCUGAAAAUAACUUCGACGUUGGAGAUAAAGUGAAAGCAUUUCUGCAAACUCCAUAUCAACUGGAACUACUUUUUUAAAAUGGUGCCGUUAACUAAGGCACAAGUUUGCAUUAAUUAGUGCUAAAAUUGAAUGAACUUUCGAACAAGGGACUUUGGUCCACAAGGGACUUUGUCUAUUUAACACAAAUAUACAAUGCUGUUUUAAGGACGGAAUACUUUCCGCUUUUUUUUGUGGAAGGUAGCCCAAAUUAGAUUAACAUAUUAAAAGGUCCCUAAAGGCAAAAUAGAAGGCUGUAGAGGUGGAGGAAGAAAACACGUUUCUUGGUUAAAAUACAUUUAUAAAUGGACUGAGAUGUUAAGUGCAGGACAAUUAUUCCAUUUGACAGAAGCCCAAAUUACACUAAUCCCUAACCCAGGAAAACCUGCUGAACAAACAACAUCCUAUCUGUGGCCUCUUUGUUGUGGCCAAGUUACUAGAAAAAUUACUUGUAGAGAAAAUAGAACCAAUUCUGAAAGCAAAUCAAUUAAUUUCUAAUCAUCAAUUUGGAUUUAGAGUAUAUAUCUAUGUUUCGUGGACCUUAAGAAGGUAUUUAACCAGGUCAAAUUAAAAGUCGUUAUCCACUUAUUUUACGCAAGAGAGAUACCUCUAGGAAUGAUUAAAACAAUUGAAAAUAUUUACCAAAACAACACAAUAAAAGUAAAAGUGGGAGAAGAACGAAUCAACCCAAUUGAAGCUGGCAAUGGGAUAGGACAGGGAGAUACCCUGAGUCCUCUAUUGUUCAACCUGAUUAUGGAUGAAAUAAUAAGAAAAGUCAGAACUAAAAAAGGAUACCAAAUGGGAGAAAAACAACUUAAAAUAAUCUGCUAUGCAGACGACGCAAUACUAUUCUCUUAAAGUGAAGACAAUUUACAACGUAUGCUUCACCAAUUUAAUAAAACCGCCAGAAAAUUUAACAUGUUAAUUUCACCAAAAAAGACAAAAUCCAUGGUUACAAAAGCAAAUUUAUUAAGAUCUAAAUUGGAGCUGGAAGGUCAGCUAAUAGAAUAAGUGAUUUAACAAGUGAGUUGAAAUAUCUAGGCAUCACAUUAUCUAGCUAGGGAUAGCUCAAAACUGAAGUGGAAGAUCAAGUGAAUAGAGCAAACAGAGCCACAGGCUGCCUGGAUGAAACAAUGUGGAGAAAUAAAAAUGUCGGGAAAGAAAUGAAAGACAGAAUUUACAAAAUAGUCAUCAGGCCAAUAAUGACAUACGCGAAAGAAACACGACCUGACACGGGUAGGGCAAAAAGGAUGUUAGAAAGUGCAAGGAUGAAAACACUUAACGAUGGACUAUUAUACAAAAUGAGAAAAAACUGUUGCUUACCGAACAACAUUUUCCUUAUUCUCAAAUCCUACCUUCAAAAUAGACACUUUCAAGUAAGGUAUCAAGACAAAACUACAACUCUACACCCACUAAGGUCUGGCGUGCCUCAGUGGAGUGUACUUGGCCCGAUCCUCUAUAUCAUCUACGUAGCAGACACACUGCAUGUUAGAAACAAAAUAAGAUUAUAUUAGGAAAUUAAUAUUAAGUGAAUUACCAGUUUAGAAAAUAUCGAACAUGUUUUGUAAAAAUGGCAACGCAAAAUUUACGUAUUUGUUAUGAUUUAUAACAAACAAGAAGAAACUAAUAAGACUUAUAAUUUUACUAAAAUAAUGAUUUAUUAUUUAAUAUAAUUCUGUAUGAAACACAUGAAGAAAAACUGGCUAUAAAACUCUGAAGAAAUUUACAAUGAAGUAAAAUGGAAAACAACAAUUAAUGGAAAAAAAGAAGCAGAAAAACCUAAAUCCCAUUUCUUUGGCUAAAACUUCUUCAGAACUAUGAGCAAGCGAACAAAAACCAUGGGACUCAAAAUUAACCACAGUCAAAGGAAAAUAACUGCAUCAAGCUGGUACAGAACUUUAAUGUAUAUGUGUAUCGACUGGAAAACCUAAGUAUUACCCAACAUAACAAAAUAAAAUACCUGCUUUGUUGGACUUUUCCUGCUAACAACAAUCUCCAC